Penicillium odoratum is the source of this 843-nucleotide messenger RNA. Its product is annotated as pyrroline-5-carboxylate reductase family protein. Lineage: Eukaryota; Fungi; Ascomycota; Eurotiomycetes; Eurotiales; Aspergillaceae. Gene Ontology annotation, molecular function: pyrroline-5-carboxylate reductase activity. Bases 1 to 843 code for a protein of 280 amino acids. The transcript has 2 exons. The record is from RefSeq and is a predicted model, not a curated record. Gene Ontology annotation, biological process: L-proline biosynthetic process.
AUGCCCUCCCUCCAAGACAGCAAGCUCGCCUUCAUCGGCGGUGGCAACAUGGCCUCCGCCAUUAUCGGCGGCCUCGUGACCAAGGGUGUCAACAAGCAGAACAUCAUUGUUUCCGAGCCGUGGGACGUUAACCGGGAGAAGCUCGCGGCCGUGGGUGUGAAGACAACCACCGACAACACCGAAGCUGGCGCCAAUGCCGAUAUCGUCAUCAUCGCCGUCAAACCCCAGGUCACCAAGGUUGUCUGCGAGGAGCUGGGCGCUUCCUGGUCCCAGCGCGCAUCCCUACCCGUUGUCGUCAGCAUCGCCGCCGGAAUCACACUCAGCAGCUUGCAAGAGUGGUCGCGAACCUCUGACGGACGUUCCGCACAUGUUGUUCGCGUUAUGCCGAACACCCCUGCGCUCGUCAGUGAGGGUGCAUCUGGUGCUUAUGCGAGCGCCGACCUCACCGCGGAAGAGAAGGAGCUCGUGAACGCGCUUUUGAGCAGUGUCAGUAAGGCUACCGAGUGGGUGGACAAGGAAGAGCUUCUUGAUGUUGUGACUGGUCUUUCUGGCUCCGGACCGGCCUACUUUUUCGCUAUGGUGGAACAUCUUAUCGCUAGUGCUACGGCUUUGGGCUUGCCUCAGGAACAGGCGACUCGUUUGGCUACCCAGACUUGUCUUGGUGCUGGUAAGAUGCUUGUCGAGUCGUCUGAUGAGCCGGGUCAGUUGCGGAAGAACGUCACUAGUCCCAAUGGAACUACAUAUGCUGCUCUGCAGAGCUUCGAGGCACAGGGCUUCAAAGAGAUUGUUAACAAGGCUGUUCAGGCGGCUACUUCGCGGUCUGCGGAGUUGGGAAAGAACUAG